CCACUGUACCUGACCACUCCAGAGCUCCCACCACCCACGCUGGGCUGUUGAGGCACAUAUGAAGGAGAGUUACUGCAGCCCGGAGCCUCUCUCUCUCACUCCCUCCCUCUCUCUCUCUUUCUCUCUCUCUCACUCUCUCCCUCUCUCUCUCGUUCUCCCUCUCUUCCACAGAGUGCUGCGAUCUCUCUUUCUGCUACAUCCUUUCCUCCAGCGAGUAAUGAGAUGAACCUGUCUUUUGCUUGUUGCUAGGGGACGUCAAAUAAAGAAGACUGGACCAGCUGUUAUUUUGUCGCUAAGCCCUGGAGCAAGCAGGCAUGGCUCAGGGGUCCAGGGAGCAGGCCGGUGUGGGAACAGCUGACCCUGAGGAGGACUCUCCCAACAUGAUCGUCUACAGAAAGAUUGAAGACAUUAUCUGCAGGAUACAAGAUGAGACAGAAGGAGUGCCUAUGCGGACAGUCAAGAGCUUCAUGACCAAGAUUCCCAGUGUGGUGACAGGCACAGACAUCAUUCAGUGGCUGAUGAAGAAUUUAUCCAUUGAUGAUCCAGCUGAAGCCAUUCAUGUUGGGAGCCUCGUUGCUGCCCAGGGUUAUAUCUUCCCCAUCUCUGACCACGUCCUCACACUGAAGGAUGAUGGGACAUUCUACCGCUUCCAGGCUCCGUAUUAUUGGCCUUCCAACUGCUGGGAGCCAGAGAACACAGACUACGCUAUAUACCUGUGCAAGCGUACCAUGCAGAACAAGGCUCGACUGGAGCUCGCUGACUACGAGGCUGAGAAUCUGGCAAGGUUGCAGAGGGCUUUUGCCAGGAAGUGGGAGUUCAUCUUCAUGCAGGCAGAGGCGCAGGCCAGGAUUGAUAGGAAGAAGGACAAAACAGAGCGAAAGAUUCUGGACAGCCAGGAAAGAGCAUUCUGGGAUGUCCACCGGCCCGUGCCCGGCUGUGUGAACACCACAGAGAUGGACAUCCGGAAGUGCCGGCGCAUUCGGAACCCUCACAAAGUGAAGAAGUCCGUGUAUGGGGUGAUUGAGGAAGGUCAAGAAACCAGUCCAGUGCACACAUCAUCACGACCCGGCAGGAAGCACACCAAAGAGGAUGUGCAGAAGGAGAUCUCUUUCCUAAACAACCAGCUGGACAGGCACUGUAUGAAAAUGUCCAAGGUCGCAGAAAGUCUAAUGACCUACACAGAGCUGUUCCUGGACUACGACCCAUUUGUGUGCCCCCCAGAGCCCUCCAACCCCUGGAUCUCUGAGGACUGUUCUCUUUGGGACUUGGAGUCCAGUAACGAGCCCAGCCAGCGGCGCGUGAGAAAGUGGGGGUUCUCUCUGGACGAGGCCCUCCGCGACCCCGUGGGGAGAGACCAGUUCCUCAAGUUCCUGGAGUCCGAGUUCAGCUCAGAGAAUCUGCGGUUCUGGCUGGCAGUGCAGGACCUGAAACAGCGCCCUUUGCAGGACGUGUCGAGUCGCGCUCAGGAGAUCUGGCAGGAGUUCCUUGCUGACGGUGCCCCCAGUUCCAUCAACCUGGACUCCCAGAGCUAUGAGCGCACCAGCCAGAACCUCUCAGACCCCGGGCGCUACAGCUUUGAGGACGCCCAGGACCACAUCUACAUGUUGAUGAAAAGUGACAGCUACGCACGCUUCCUCCGAUCAAACGCUUACCAGGAUCUGCUGCUCUCCAGAAAGAAGACUGACAGUGAUCAGGGGCGACGGACCUCCCUGGAGAAAUUCACACGCAGUGUGGGAAAGUCCUUGACGGGCAAGCGGCUGACAGGCCUCAUGCAGUCUUGACAGGCCUGGGGCUAGAGUACAAGAAGAUACCCCAGGGAAAGGCAUCUGGUGUGGGGUACAGAGGGCCAUAGGUGGAGCCCCGUGGAAAAAUGGCUUGGGGCCCCCACACCUAUACCUCUACAUGCAAUACACCACUAAUACAGCACUACAAACCAGACAUAGCUGUCUUCAUACAUUUAUCAGAUAGAAUUUUCCUUGGAGUUUAAUCUACUGUAUAUCUACAUGUAAAAGGAAUAUGUCCUUUCUCUCGGAUCCUUUUAUAGAGCACACUAGGGCAGUAAUAGUUAUCAGUUCUGUAGAAGAAACAAUUAACUCUUUAACUGGUACACCAAGAAAAACCUUUUAAAAAGCGUUCUUCUUGGUGUACCAGGAAAAUGAUAUUGCUCGGAUGAGAGGACCAUUAAUAGAUUAAUGCUUUAAUUGGUGAAUUUUUUAAAGAAUCAUAUUUCUUAAGCACCUUUUGUUUGUUUGUUUCUUAUAGAAAAGUUAAGGAACCUUUAAUGUCUUGUGAGACAUACAUAUAUCAGUCUUAAUAACCAAAGUUUCUAUUAAAAUGUUUUUGUUUUGGUGGCCAGGGGGUUGGCAUUAAACUCGCUCAAAAAAAAAAAGGUUUUUAAUUUCAAAUUAUGUGGGUCAUUUGAAAAUGUAAUAUAAUCAUGUAAUUUUUUGUUUCAUUCCAUAUAAAUGUAACUGUAAACCUCAUGGGUAAGGCCCAUAACCAUUAUACAGCACGGAUUUAUUACAUCAAGUAUUCAGCACAGUACUGUUUGGUUACAUUACACCUUGGAAUUAUAUUUACUUAUUAACUGAUGGCAAGAGAUGUAUCAUGACCUAUAUGGACUGACAGCAGUGGGUUAUAGUUUUUAUCGGCUCAUCAUGUGUUUGCGAGCAGAGUGUGAUUUUAAACGUGACGCCCACCCACGUUUGACAUUGCUAAUUUGCUUCAAGGCCGAUCCUGUCCACUGCAGGUUACAAGUAUCUUCAAGCUAAUGUGAGAGUGAUGAUGAUGACGGUGAUGACGAUGAUGAUGAUGAUGAU
This is a messenger RNA of Anguilla anguilla (European eel), 2819 nucleotides long. Its product is annotated as regulator of G-protein signaling 6-like. Bases 315 to 1781 code for a protein of 488 amino acids. NCBI's taxonomy places the organism in Eukaryota, Metazoa, Chordata, Actinopteri, Anguilliformes, Anguillidae. The transcript has 18 exons. Gene Ontology annotation, biological process: G protein-coupled receptor signaling pathway; regulation of G protein-coupled receptor signaling pathway; intracellular signal transduction. The record is from RefSeq and is a predicted model, not a curated record.